Messenger RNA from Leishmania braziliensis MHOM/BR/75/M2904, 1233 nucleotides. RefSeq lists its product as hypothetical. Lineage: Eukaryota; Euglenozoa; Kinetoplastea; Trypanosomatida; Trypanosomatidae. The transcript has a single exon. Bases 1 to 1233 code for a protein of 410 amino acids. The record is from RefSeq and is a predicted model, not a curated record.
AUGAAGCGCGCCAUCCGAACACUCGAACAGAUUCAACUACGCUUGGCGAGUGACACGGCGACCGCCUCCAGCGGUGGCGGCGGCCACCACGCCGGAGUCACCGCUGAGCAGCGCCGCGCUGCCGAGGCAGCCAAGCAGCAGCAACUGGCAAAGUUGACGCCGUACAAGCAGGCCGAGUACUGCUGCCUCGAAUGCGUUGCAGAAUUGCGAGAAGCCCUGCGCGAUGUCGAGGAGCUGGAGGACGCGUUGGGACGUGGACCCAGUGGUAGCGUCACUCGCUCGAGGGAGGAGAAGGAGACUGAAGAUGUUGUGGGCGAGGACGAUGACGAGCACACAAAGCUGCUCUGCCGACGUGAAGUGCGCUCAGGGUCGUCGCGGUCCACCGAUACUGCUCUGCUAGAGCAGGAGCUUGCUCGUAGGAGGCAGCAGGCAAGGCGUGCGCAUCAGCACCUUCAGCAGCUUCAGCGUGAAGCUGCACGACUCGCCUCCACGGCCGCUGCUACGGCACCGGCAGUUACGUCCUCCGCUGCCGUCACACCGACUCCGUCCGCAGCGCUGGAGGCACUUGAGUGGCAGCGCGCCCUGCCGCACGUAGAGCGGGCGAAGCGGUGGUAUCGUGAAGUGUUUCGCAUUCAUGUAGUGUCGUCUCUGAACGAUCCGGUGCUGCAGCUGAACAGACCCGCACAGCCGCAACAGUCGAUGGGCAGCAUGGCGUACUUCGGCAGAGGCGCCAAUGCCGUCUCGUCAUCUGUGACUGCUGCCGCUGUGUUCUCUCCCCCUUCGGCACAGGCGCCGAGUGGCGGGAGCGCUGUCGGGUGGGUGAGCACACAGGAAGGCAGUGAGGCACGCGCAGACGGCGGUGGUGCCGCUGUGUCGACUGUAUCGCCAAUGCAUGUGCUCCGCAGCGCCCGUGAAGAUGCGGAGUUUCGCGAGUUCUUUGCCUCUGUUCAGGCUAACGACGCGCUUAUCGACGCGGCUAUGGAUCGCCUCAGCGACGGCGUUGGCCGACUCCUGGAGAACGCGCUUGGGGUGCGGGACGAGCUGGCGGUGCAGGAGGCGCUGCUGCAGCAGGCUGAGGCGUCUGUAGAGGCGAACGAGGCGCACCUCAUGCAGAUGAACCGCCGCCUCCGCCGCGCCAUUCGCGACACGGAGGAUUCGUCGAUCUGCAUGUAUGUUGUGUGCCUGCUCUUGCUUCUACUUGUGCUUGGGUUGCUGUUGCAUGUCGUGAGCUGA